Blepharisma stoltei is the source of this 2635-nucleotide messenger RNA. The record is from the annotation of a GenBank genome assembly. NCBI's taxonomy places the organism in Eukaryota, Ciliophora, Heterotrichea, Heterotrichida, Blepharismidae.
AUGGUCGACAAAGAUAUUGCUCAUUUCAUUAGCUUGCUUUUAACUGAUAACCUUAACAAUAUUUUAUGUGAUAUUAUAAAACUAUCAAGCCUCACAGACUCUAUUAAUUUAGCAGCAAGCAAUGCAAUUUGCAUUUUAAAUCGAGCUAAUUUUAUUUUUAAAAAUUUAGAUUUCAGCAAAAUUAAAAUUCCUCACACAGAUUUAUCUGGAAGUAUAUUUAUUAAGACCAAUUUUGAAGGAAGUAAUCUUAAAGGAGUAAACUUUAGUGAGUCCAAAUUUUAUUUUUGUAAAUUCAAUCACUGUGACUUAACAAAUGCAAUAUUCAGUAGUUCUGCUGAUCUAUAUAAACAAAAAAGUUCUCCAAAUAAUAUAAAUAUAUCAAAAGAUGAAAAAUUUUUACUCACAUGUAGUAAUGAUAGAAGAAUCAGAAUCUGAGCGCUAACUCCUUCGAUUUGAGAGUAAGAAAAAUAUUGAAAUUUUGAUUUUUUGAAAAAAUUAGCUCUCUUUGAGAGUGAGCAAAAAAUAUUGUUAAUAUAAUAAUAAUAAUAAUAAUAAUUGUUGUUAUAAUAAGAUUCAAGCUAAUUUCAUUUAAUUUAGUCAAAACUUAAAUUUUAUAAAUAUGUUGAUUUUUCUUUUAACCUUAAAAGUGCUAAUAUAAUUUUUAAAAAAAAUUUUACCCCUUUGAUGAUAAAUAAAUGUUGCUUGCAGCUAAAGGGGAGUAAGAAAGAAUGUUAUACUUCCAGAGAUUGGCAAUUAUAAGCAUAAUGUUGAUUGAGCAGAGCUUUCUCCAUGUGGAAAUUAUAUUGCCAUUUUAAGUAAGGAAAAAGGCUUAGAAUUAUGAGAUAUAAAAUCAAAAAAAUUAAUUUUUAGGUGAAAUUAUGUGCAUGGGGUGAGAUAUUUUAUGUUUUCACCAUAUGGGAGGUAUAUUGCUUGCAAUGGAAAUAAUUUUAUACAAGUAUAUGAUUUAAAAGAUCAAAGUAAAUGCAAAAGAAUUAAAUGUAUUUCAGACUGCAAUAUCGCUUUUAGCCAAUCUGGAAAAAUACUACUCUAUUGAUCUGGGCAAAGGGUGCAUGAAACUGCAUUAAGUGAAGAAAAAAUUGUUGAAAACGAGAAAUUAAGCUUUAGAACAGACUGGUCAGUACAAGCUAUUGCUUUUUCUCCUAAUGAUAAAUAUUUAGCCCUGAAUGGGUGUAGCAAGCGUAACAACUCAAUUAUUUCCCUAUUAAAUUUUCAAACUAAAGAAUUCAAUUUUUGGUUAGAUUGCAAAGAAAUUGGCUGGGUCCAUUCACUAUCUUGAUCCCCAGGCAAAAAUUUGUUAGUUUCAGCGCACUCCAAAGGCACAAUCUGCUUAUGAGACAUUAACAAUCAAAAAGAAUUAGCUUUGAUUAGAAGCAUUUGAAGGGGCCCAGCAAAAUGCAAAUUUUCGCCAUCUGGAAAAUAUAUAGCAUUUGCUGAAGAAAAAAGAAUUAUAAAACUAUGAAGCAUAGAAAAACAAAAAGUACAAAAAAGCAUUGAGAUGGAUGAAUAUAAAAUCUUAGCCAUUUCUUUUUCUUCAUGUGAAAAAUUCAUUUAUCAAGUUACUGAAAAUUACAGGAUAGACAGAUUUGAUCUUAAAAACCAAAAAUGGGAUAAUAUUUCAAAUAAGUGUGAAGCAGUUAGGUAUGCCUCAUUUUCUGAAUGUCGAAAAUUUAUUGCUGUAGGUCCUGAAGGUACACUUCGUAGCCAUACAAUAGACAUAUGAGACCUUGACACCAAAAUAUUGUAUGCAAAAUUGGCUUCUAGAUCCCCAGCAUCACAACUUAAAUUUUCGUUUUGUGGUAAAUUUCUGAUUUCAGGACAUUCUGAUUUCGGAAUUUUAUGAGACCUGGAAAUAAAAGAGGCAAUUCAUAAACUAAAGUCUCGUACAUACAAUGUUGCUUGAUCGCCAAAUGGAGAAUACUUUGCAACGUCUGACUGAAAUAUUUCCAUAUUGAAAUUUGAUCAGCAAGACAUUAGAGCUGUUAGCCUUUUGAAUCAAUGACCAAGAUCACUGAGAUUUUCAGAAUGCAACAAAUUUUUAUACUCUGGAGAUAAAGAUGGAAGUGUGAUAAUAUGGGAUUUUCUGAAAAACCAAAAAAUAAAAAUUUUGGAAGGUUUGUAUGAAAAUGCUAAUCAUAUGGUGGCUUGCCCAAAUGCAGGGCUCUUACUCCUCUUUAGUAUAGAUACAUUUUCCAUAAACAUUUAAAUUGGACAAAAAUUUUUUAUAAUAAGAAAACUAGUCUAGCAUAAUUCAAUGGGAAAAUGCGAGUAGAAAUAUCAUUCCAACAGUUUUUACACUGAGUCGAUAAAUUUUUAAUUAUUUAUUUUCAUAAAAAUAAUAAAUUAAAUUCCUAGCAUUGAGCCCAAUUUAUAUUUUUAUUUUUAAAGCCUUUUAAAUUAGAAAGGAUUGUUUGUCCUAAUUUGAAGAUGGGAGUUAGCUGUUGGAGGUGAGGAAAAGAUAAUUGUGAUAUGAAAUAUAGAAACUGGAGAAAAAAUUAUGCAAUUUAAUACAAAUUUAUCUCAGUUGAAUGGAUUAAGCAUAACAAGAUCUGGAAAAUAUAUUAUUACAGGGAGCAUACACAAAUAUGUAAACUGUUGGAAGUUAAAACAAGCUUAA